GUGAAGUCGUAAAGACGUUCAAAAUAUAAAUCUAAGUAAUGGCGGAACAUAAUUAAUAUGGUUAUGACUAAAUGUACAUGUUAAUGUGACUUUAAACAACUACAAUGAAAUGUGAAUUAUGUUUUAUAGUGAAAACUUCGAAGGAGCGGGCAUUUUGUUCGUCAGGCAAGUAGAAUAGCUUAAAUACUUGCUUGGUACGGAAAUAGAUGGAGUUUGUGUCUGUGACUGCAUACACGUAUACCGUUUA
This is a messenger RNA of Spodoptera exigua (beet armyworm), 247 nucleotides long. The record is from the annotation of a GenBank genome assembly. Lineage: Eukaryota; Metazoa; Arthropoda; Insecta; Lepidoptera; Noctuidae.